Galleria mellonella (greater wax moth) is the source of this 2340-nucleotide messenger RNA. Its product is annotated as O-acyltransferase like protein-like. The record is from RefSeq and is a predicted model, not a curated record. The transcript has 14 exons. Bases 112 to 2331 code for a protein of 739 amino acids. Gene Ontology annotation, molecular function: acyltransferase activity, transferring groups other than amino-acyl groups. NCBI's taxonomy places the organism in Eukaryota, Metazoa, Arthropoda, Insecta, Lepidoptera, Pyralidae.
GCGGCAUUGCAGGUGUGCUGCCGGCCUUUUAAAAAGGAAUAUACUCUUUUCUUGAAGGUUAUGUUGUCGUAUCGGUUCGGAAAUACUGCUGCUGGAAGUUGAUUCCAAAGAAUGGUUGUGCGUGGGAGAAAGUGCCUUGAAAAACGCAUGGUGGAAGAUGUAAAUGCUUACAUUGAAGCAGACUACGAUCGCACGAAUGUUUUUGACCCUAAAAUAUACGAAGAUGUGUUGAAUAAAGAAGAAUGCGUCAAACAAAUUAAAUAUAUUGUGGAAAACAACGUUUUGUUGUUGGGUCGAUUUUUGGAUGCGAGUUUGAGGAUACCGCGAAGUAUACAAAAAGGGAAUCUUCUCGAUAUAGGCAGUUACUAUGAAUGUUUAGAAAUAAAGGAGAAUGAAGAAGAUAUGAAUAUAGAAGGAAAAUAUUGUAUGAUGAAGAUACCAUUAGGUCAAAAUAUUAGUAUGGACAGUCUUUCAACAAAGCUUGACCUUCCACAAAUGAUGUGGUCCGAGUUUAAUCCAAAAAUAUUUGAAAUCAAUAAUAGUACUUACAAUGAUCUGAUAUCACAAAUAGCUUUAAAAAGACAAUUACAAUUAUUGGUUGGUAUAACACCAAAAAACAUCCAAAGAGAUGAUGAUGAGAAUCCACUGUCUGAUAUCAGUAUAGAAUUAGCAGUGUGCAUACCAAAGACCUGUUCUUUACAGAAUGCACUAAACACUAUACUAGAUCUCCAACCAACUGAUUUGCAAAUUGAAGAAGCAUAUUGUAGACUUCCUAAUGAUAAACCGUGGGUUGCUGCAGAUUACGUUGCUUUAGUUAUAUUUACAUUACUUGGUAUUGUUAUUGUAUUAAGUACUGCUUAUGAUCUUCGACUUCAAAUAUUUCUAAAGAAAGAUCCAAAAACGACCAACAAGCUUCUUUUGUCUUAUUCUGUCUACACCAACACUAUACGACUGGUGACAUACAAACCAUCUCCCGGAGCUCUGGAAUGCGUGGAUGGUAUCAGGGCAUUUGCAAUGAUGUGGGUCAUCAUUGGACAUACGUUUGUAAAUCUCAUGUCAGUAAAUAUGUUACAUAAUCCUUCAGAUGUUAAAAAAUUCGUAAUAUCAUUUUGGUCACUAUGGAUUUCGUCUGCUCCUAUCACAGUGGACACAUUCUUUGCACUAAGCGGCCUUUUACUGGUUUAUUCUACAGCAGGCAAAGUGACAGGAUUGAAGCUCAUUAAGAACUUGCACUUGUUCUAUUUGAAUCGAUAUCUUCGUCUAUUCCCAUUGCUGGCGGCUUGUAUACUCCUUCAAGCAUCACUGUUUCAUCGGGUAUCAGACGGACCCAUGUGGGAAGAAGUUGCAAUACAAACAGAGAGGUGCAGAAAAUAUUGGUGGUCCACAUUACUGUACAUCCAAAACUACUAUAACCCCACCAGUAUGUGUCUUCCACAUACCUGGUAUCUGGCAAUAGACUGGCAACUCUUCUUGAUAUCUCCUAUUAUUCUCUUCUGGGUGGUUAGCAGCAAAAAGACUACAGCUUGGAUUGCAUUGAUUGCUGGCCUCCUGGUUUCUCUCACAGGAGCUAGCAUAUAUAAUUUUACAGUUGGAUUCAAAAGCUCACUCGGUGCGCUUGGACCACAAAGAGAAAACCAACCAGAUUAUUUAAGUUAUUACUAUGUGAACACGCUAACUAGAGCACCGCCCUUCUUCGUGGGGAUGAUAUUUGGAUACAUUUUGCACCUUCAACGCGGAAAGAAAUUAGUUAUGUCCAAAGCACUAGUUACCCUGUUAUGGUUGCUGGCUAUAAUUUUGUCAUCUGCAGUAAUUUAUAGUCAUUACAUUGUUAUUCAAGAGGACUGGGAAAAUCACAUUGUCGAUGAUAUACUCAAUUCUUACAUGAGAUCAGUUUGGGCUUUGAGUGUUUGUUGGAUGAUCUUUGCCUGUGUACACGGAUAUGGAGGUCCUAUUAACUGGAUUCUUUCACAUCCUAUGUGGAAAAUACUUGGAAGAUUGUCUUAUGCCAUGUAUCUUUUCCACUAUCCACUCAUAUUCGUUGUUAAUGGAACCUCAGUAGUAUCUCUUUAUUUCUCCACUGAAGUAUCAGUACAAAGGUUCCUAGCAGACUUCGUGAUAGCCGUCUUGGCUGCAUAUUUAAUUACAUUGUUCGUGGAUGCGCCCUCGUCUGUGCUGAUCAAGCAUUUCCUCGGUGGAGGUGGAGGAGGAGGUGAGAGGAGGCCAGAGCCGGUAAAACCAUGGAACGGCACUGAUAACCAAACAGUGGCGAAUAAAAGUAACAGCAACCUGGAAGCACCAGAUCACGAAAUUAUCAAUAAAGUUGAUUUAUAAUUUAUUAAA